Molecule: messenger RNA, 1905 nt
Organism: Exophiala oligosperma
Lineage: Eukaryota; Fungi; Ascomycota; Eurotiomycetes; Chaetothyriales; Herpotrichiellaceae
Product: dihydropyrimidinase
Exons: 5
Coding region: 223-1707 (494 amino acids)
Cellular component (GO): cytoplasm
Molecular function (GO): hydrolase activity, acting on carbon-nitrogen (but not peptide) bonds
Source: RefSeq, a predicted model, not a curated record
CAGCAAAAGUCUUAUCAAUUCCACGCUGGCGUCGUCCUCCGCGGGCAGUACGAGAGAACCUUCCUCUGGUCCCGCUAGUAUGGGCGAUAGGGACCUCUCCACAAGUCAACGCGCGCGCAAAGAUUCUAGCCGCAUUUCGAAGAACUUGCUGCAUGAUGAGGAUCAGUUCUAUUUCAAUCGUAUGCUGGCUGGUCGGGGUGAAAGCACAGGUGCUACUUCACCAUGGACAGCUUUGAUUUACUCGUCAUCAAUGGUCUCGUCGUGACUGCUUCUGACACGGCCAACUACGACAUUGCCAUAAAAGAUGGGAAGAUUGCGCUGCUUGCCCCGCCCGGCGUACUUGCGACAAGUAGUGCAAAGAAGGUGAUUGACGCAGACGGUGGUUAUGUCAUGCCCGGUGGUAUCGACUGCCAUGUCCAUCUCGAGGAGCCUGCGCUGUUUGGAGGGAAGGGGAGAAGUUCGGACGACUUCGAAACUGGCACGAGAAGCAGCAUCUGCGGAGGAACCACGACCAUCGUAGCAUUUGCGCCUCAACCCAAGACCGUUCCUUCUCUCCUCCAAGUCCUGGAAGACACCCAUGCUCGAGCCAAGGAUAAAUGCUACACCGACUACUCAUUCCAUCUACUAGUUGGCCACCCUGGCGAGCAAGCCUUGUCAGAGUUCCCCAAGCUGCGCGAACACGGGAUAUCCUCAUUGAAGAUUUACAUGACUUAUGCCGCUCUGCAACUCCGAGAUGAUGAGAUCCUCGACGUCUUGCUGGCUUCAAGGAAAGAAGGCAUUACAACCAUGAUUCACGCCGAGAACGGCGAUGUGCUGAACUGGAUGACCAAGAAAUUGGAAGAGAGAAAGUUAUAUGCCCCGAAAUAUCAUGCUACAUCAAGGCCCCAGAUCGUAGAGACUGAGGCUACCAACCGAGCCAUUGCGCUGGCCGAGCUGAUGGACGCCCCUAUACUGGUUGUUCAUGUCUCAUCCCCGAGUGCUGCAGCCCAUCUUCGUAAUGCUCAGACUCGGGGACUUCCAGUCUACGCCGAAACUUGCCCUCAGUAUCUUUUCCUGACCCGAGAUGACCUGGAUAAACCACAUUUUGAAGGUGCCAAAUGUGUGUGCUCUCCACCGCCACGAGAAUCGGCGAAUGACCACGAGGCAAUCUGGCUAGGUCUUGCCAAUGGUACAUUUACCGUUCUCUCUUCCGAUCACUGCCCUUUCAUGUACGAGGACUACGAGAAAGGAAAGAAAUCUAUCAUCAGCGAGGAGUACCCUGAAGGACGCUUCAGCGGGAUUCCCAACGGAUGUCCAGGGAUUGAAACUCGUCUGGCUGUGACAUUGAGUGCCAAUCGACUCCCUCUGCAGAAAUUUGUCGAGGUUACCAGCACCAACCCAGCAAGGCUGUACGGGCUGUACCCUAAGAAGGGGACAAUUCUUCCGGGUGUCAGUGACGCUGAUCUGACAAUCUGGUAUCCUCCUGGCAAGCUGGGAACGUUCAAGCUCACUAACUCGAUGCUGCAUCACAAUGUGGAUUACACCCCUUUUGAAGGUAUGGAGCUAAACCAGUGGCCCAGAUAUACCAUCCUACGGGGUGAGGUGGCAUGGGAUAGGGACAAUGGUGGUCUCCUCGGUAAGAAGGGAUAUGGACAAUUCGUGCCCAGGGGCAAGAGUACUUUGCCCGGACCUCGAAAGGAGGGAGAAUGGGAUGUGAGCACCUUUUAAGUCACAAUGAAAACUAUGCCAAAUGAGUACGUUGCGUUUUUUGUUGUGUGAAGUCAUCUAUGGGUCAGUAUUCGGCCCUGCCUCGUCAAUGCAUCAGCGACUAUCGAACCAGAUGACAAGGUGUAACCAAAAUUGGUGGAGCGCCUAUAGUAAAGCAACCUGAGACAGUGAUCUGACUGAAGCCGAGGCAAAACCCAC